This is a messenger RNA of Pungitius pungitius (ninespine stickleback), 4956 nucleotides long. It is a transcript of the gene phf8, whose product is annotated as PHD finger protein 8. Gene Ontology annotation, molecular function: transcription coregulator activity; histone demethylase activity. The transcript is spliced from 22 exons. Gene Ontology annotation, biological process: protein demethylation; regulation of transcription by RNA polymerase II. Bases 466 to 3540 code for a protein of 1024 amino acids. The record is from RefSeq and is a predicted model, not a curated record. Lineage: Eukaryota; Metazoa; Chordata; Actinopteri; Perciformes; Gasterosteidae.
CUGACGCCACAGCCUUUGAAAUGGCGUUGAUGUAGUUCAAUACGCCGUUAUUUUGUAGUUAUUGUGCUCGUUUUUGUUCCUUCAUUUUUACAUUUCUGAUCAAGUGUAAACUUCUGGACUGUGCCUCUAUAUUUUAGCAUUACGGGAUUUAUGAACAAAAAUGUGGUAAAACAAAUUGUUUAUAAUAUAACGUUACGUUGCAUAAUAAGGCCGCAGCUACCCCCGAUCUUGCUUAGGGAUUACAACGGCUUUUGUGUGCUUGGCCUGCCGCAGCUAUAUUUCGAUUUCCCAGUGAAUCCCGCUGGGCAUGUGUAUCAGUAAGGGGAAUCUGGAAGUGGAGUCAAAUACAACAAUAACAACACCUUUGAUAAUAUAUAAUUUAGUUUGUUAAACAGUCCUUUCAGUCGGAGUUGGGUUUUUAGAUCAUUUCAAAACGUAUUCCCCACACACGUCUACACACUCAAUAUGGCAUCCGUGCCACUCUACUGCUUGUGUCGCCUACCAUAUGAUGUGACACGCUUCAUGAUCGAGUGUGACAUCUGUCAAGACUGGUUCCAUGGAAGCUGUGUUGGAGUGGAGGAGGACAAAGCUACAGAGAUUGACCUUUAUCACUGCCCUAACUGCCAGGUCACUCAUGGGCCAUCUGUCAUGCGCAAACGCCGUGGAGCCAAUAAGCAGACAGAUAAUGGUGCUGCUGCUGGAACAAGAGAUCCAAGUCGGCCUGUUAAGACCGGCAGCCCUCAGUUUGUUAGGGAGCUACGGAGCCGCACCUUCCCUGGUGCGGAUGAAGUCUUGCUAAAGCCGUCUGGGGCCCAGCUAACAGUUGAGUUUCUGGAAGAGCAUUCAUUCAGUGUUCCUGUCAUGGUGCUGAGGCGAGAUGGCCUUGGCAUGACCCUUCCUCCAGCAUCAUUCAGCGUCAGCGAUGUAGAGCACUACAUCGGUGCAGACAAACAGAUUGACGUGAUUGAUGUGUCUCGCCAAUGUGACAUGAAGAUGCGGUUGGGAGACUUUGUUGAAUACUACAACAGCCCCAACAGAGAAAAAGUUCUUAAUGUCAUCAGCCUGGAGUUCUCUGAAACCAGGCUCUCAAACCUGGUGGAGACUCCAAAGAUUGUGAGGAAACUAUCAUGGGUGGAAAACCUCUGGCCUGAAGAGUCUGUGUUUGAACGCCCUAAUGUGCAGAAAUACUGCCUAAUGGGAGUGAAGGACAGCUACACAGACUUCCACAUUGACUUUGGAGGAACUUCAGUUUGGUACCAUGUCCUGAGGGGCGAGAAAAUCUUCUACCUAAUUUCCCCCACUGCAGCCAACUUGGCACUCUUUGAGCGAUGGAGUUCCUCAUCAAACCAGAAUGAGAUGUUCUUUGGAGACCAAGUUGAUAUGUGUUACAAGUGCUCUUUAAAACAAGGAAACACCUUGUUCAUUCCAACAGGUUGGAUCCAUGCUGUGCUGACUCCAGUGGACUGCGUGGCCUUUGGAGGAAACUUCUUGCAUAGUCUCAACAUCGACAUGCAGCUUCGGGCAUAUGAAAUCGAGAAGAGAUUGAGCACAGCAGACUUGUUUAGUUUUCCCAACUUUGAGACAGUGUGCUGGUAUGUUGGAAAGCACCUUCUUGAUACCUUCAGAGGAUUGAGAGAAAACCGAAGACAUCCUGCCACUUACCUGGUUCACGGCGCUAAGGCCUUAAACAAUGCCUUUCGCACCUGGACCCGUAAAGAGGCUAUAGCCGAUCAUGAAGUUGAGAUUCCAGAAACCAUCAAUACGCAGACACUAGUGAAGGACCUGGCCAAAGAGAUUCGUCUGGUUGAGGACAUCUUCCAGCAAAACAUUGGCCGCUCUGGACCUCAGUUUCCUGGUUCACCGCUCCCUAAAGCUCCUCUGAUCACCUCACAGAAUUCAGGACGUCCCCCAGGAAAAAAGAAAGGGCCGAAGCCGAAGGAGGUGAUGGUGGGCCUCGGGGCACCAGGAGCAAAGAAGAAGGGUCAGAAGGGGUUACUUAAGGCAGAAGCAGGAGAACUUGACCUCAUUGAGAUCCACACCAAACAUACCCUGAAGAAAUUUCAACAUGGAAAGUCCAAAAACAAGAACAAGCUGGAUUUGCCUUUAGAUGAGUUUGAAGGGAAGCUCAAAAAAAGCAAACUGAAACUUGUUCUGACCAAUGGAAAACUCCAAGGUAAAAAGGUCGGCAGCAAUGGUGCGAGAAGGGCAGGAAAGUACAAACAUCUUCCUGUGGAGGGAUCCAGUCCGUCUGACUUGGAGACUGAGGACGAGCUGCAGAUUGACGAGACCCCCCCUCCUCCACGACGCAAGCCUGCAGGACAUAGCAAGAAAAAGAAACUAAGUGGUCUUCCGAGGAAGCUGCCGAGAGCCAAACCCUGCUCUGACCCCAAUCGCAUCAGGGAGCCAGGAGAGGUAGACUUUGACAUUGAGGAGGAUUACACCACAGAUGAAGAAGCACUAGCCGCCCACGGAGUGAAAGGUGGUGCUGGGGGCAUUCUGGACCUAUUGAAAGCCAGCAAGCAGGUGGCAGGCCUGGACUCUGCAACACUCAGUGAGGAAGCCCCAGCCUCUCCCAGUACCCGUGACGCCAUACAGGGUAUGCUGUCCAUGGCCAAUCCCCCUUCCUCGUCCUCCUCGUCCUCCUCUUCAUCUCCCUUAUCCAUUUCUGGAGGCCUAACAGAGGGAUUAGGGGUGGUCAAGGAAAAGGGUGGCCGGGCUGUAUGGGUGACUGGAGGGGUCAAAAAGACAAAAAAUCCUGAGAAGAAACCAGUCAUCCAGCGGCCUGGGAAACGCCCAAUUAAACGGCCAGCCCGUCACCUUAGCGACGAGGACAGUCCAGAUGAGCAGGAGACUCUGGGAACCUGUUUUAAAGAUUCUGACUAUGUUUACCCGUCCUUGGAGUCUGACGAGGAGGACCGCGCUAACAAAGCUAAGAUGAAGCGGAAAAAAAACUGGGAUGAUACACCUUGGAGCCCGAAAGCCAGGGUAAUGCCCACGCUACCAAAACAGGAUCGACCAGCCAGGGAAGGGGCGAGAGUCGCAUCUGUGGAAACUGGUCUUGCCGCAGCUGCUGCCAAGCUGGCACAACAAGAGCAGAAAAAGCCUGCAAGAAGGAAGUACACCAAAAAGCAGCGUCCUCCAGCUCCUGUAGCCUCUCCCCCCCCUGUUCAGACUGAGCCAGCCCCACCCUCACCACCACCUGCUCCAGAGACUGCAGCAGACCUCAGCCCAGACAGGAGGAUGGAUUAUUACUCUGCAAGUCUGAUGGACCAUGAAUACACUGCAGGGCCAGGACCUUUUGGCCCUGGAGGCCCUAGAGGCAGUGGAGCCAUGGCCCCGGGUGUGUUCCUCACUUCACGCCGACCUUCACUUUCUCCACAGAACAGCAGCUCUCACUCCGUUAUCUCCCCCGGAGCUUUAACUAGCCCAGGCACAACAGGAGUUGGUCUAGGGAAACGUCCAAAGAAAGGCCUUGCAACCGCAAAACAGAGACUCGGAAAAAUUCUGAAAAUUCAUCGUAACGGCAAACUUCUCCUGUGAGGGUUGUUGGAAAGCUUAAAAGUCUGAAUGAAGAAAAAGACUUUUGUGAAGUAGGUCUUAAAUAAAUAGAGCUAGAUAUCUAUAUUUUGUACUCUAAAUGUGUGUACUGCUGUUAAUGAACCUCACCAUAUCUUGUCUUGUACACCAUUUACUCUGCCCAUUUAUCCAUAUUUGCUAAAAGGGUAUUUACGAAGGGUGUGUGAAUUCAAAAGUAUCCCGUAUGCAAAGACAUUGUUCAUUGUACAUUCAAAAAAGGUAACCCAAUUUUCUAGUUGGGUUGUGGGAUGAUUACAGGAUCCCAAUAUCAACUCACAAUAAACAGUUGUGCAAAAAUUCAGUGUAUUCAAAUUGCCCACAGCCACCGAAAUGCUACAGUUGUUCUUGAGGGAUUUGUCAUGAUUUUUUCCUCCAUUAACUGUAGCUCUACACCCAAAUUUUGGAAGUGCUUAACUGGUACCAAGAGCAAAAGCAUACAGUUCUAUUUAUUAUCAUGUUUGUUUUAACAAGGCAUGUUUUGCCAUCUGUUUGUUUUUACGUGGUAUGCUUUACCACUUUGUUUUGUUCCCUACUUUUAUUAUUUAGUAACCACUUAAUAUCCCAUGCUUUAUUAGUUGUUCGGUUUUUUUUUUGUAAAUAUUUGUAAUUUAUACACUUACAGAACAGAAAGCUUUUAUGCGAUGGAGAGACUGGUUUUGGCAGCAUUCACGGGGUUAAAUCUAUACAAGCAAUGAUUUGGUUCUAAAAUGGAAGCAAAACUUUGGAUUUAAUUGUGUGAACACAUUAUGAAGGUGCAGGACAUGAUGUCAUAUGUAAAUAUAUGUUGUAAUUUAAGUUCUUUUAUAGUUCAAAAACUGAAAUCUUUCUUAACAUAACUUGUACAUGAUACAUUGCUCUAUUUGGAAAAUAUCUAAAAAUAGUUUUUUUAUAUUUGUAUGCAGUAAUCGUCUUGCUGCUUAGUUUGUCUUGUUAGUGUUAUCGUGAAAAUGUUCUUGGAAAAAAAAAACAUUGUUUAAUUUCAUCCAUUUAGUUCAUUAUUGACUACUCUUAUGUUAGUGUGUACUGUGUUUUUAAACAUGUGUUUAAAUACGAUCUGGAAAAGAUAAAAUGUACAUUGGGAAAACAACUUGUUGAUUUUAUAUUAGGUGUACCAAAUCACAGAAAGUCUAAUUUGUGGGUUAAUGUAUGGUUUUCAGUUAAAGUAUGACUACUACAUUCUUUUCUGAUGAAGAACUCCAUUUACAUUGCAGCCACCCACAAGUGGGAUUACAGUAACUAUUAGAAUAUCUUUGAAAGUCCUUGUCAAGUAACAAGUAAUAACACGUUGACAUUUUCUUUCAAAUUAAACAUCAAUUCGAUUGGAUAUUUAAACCACUUCAUAAUUUACUUCGAUGGUUAGUACCUACAUUUUUAAUGUUU